AUGGGUCUGAUUGCAGGAGCAAACCAGAUAUCAGGAACCAUCCCUGAAGGAAUAAAGAAUUUAAUUGGCCUGACAUGGUUGGUAAUCUCCAUGAACUCAAUCACAGGAGAAAUUCCAGUGGGUAUUGGAAAACUCGAAAGAUUGGAGGAUCUUCGCCAGUUUGAUAAUAGAAUUUCAGGGGAAAUUCCAGCCGAUCUUGGAAACACAACACAGUUGGGUCAAUUCAAUGGAUUGACUGUGGCUGUGAAGGUGCUCAACCUUACAGAGAAAGGAGCUACCAAGAGUUUUGUGGAAGAAUGCAAUGCUUUGAGAGGUAUCCGACAUCAGAACCUCAUCAAGAUAAUCACUACUUGCUCGAGCAUCGAUUCCAAAGGCGAUGAUUUCAAGGCGAUAGUUUUCGAGUUCAUGCCCAAUGGAAGCCUCGAGGAGUGGCUACACCAAAGUGAAGAUGAGCAAGACCACCAAAGAAGUUUAAGUCUUACUCAGAGACUAAGAACAGCGAUGGAGGUAGCAUCUGCACUACAGUAUCUUCACCAUCACUGCCAAGAAGCACUUAUUCAUGGUAAUCUGAAGCCGAGUAAUAUUCUGAUGGAUCAUGACAUGAUUGCACGCAUGGGUGAUUUUGGAGUAGCACAUCUAUUAUCUGAUCAUAGCCUACCCAUCAAAGCCUACCCACUAGUUCUCAAAAUAAAAUCAGUUCAAUUGGGAUAA
Camellia sinensis is the source of this 711-nucleotide messenger RNA. Lineage: Eukaryota; Viridiplantae; Streptophyta; Magnoliopsida; Ericales; Theaceae. The record is from RefSeq and is a predicted model, not a curated record.